AUGGGCCGUUCCGCUGCUCGUGUUUUGAUGCUGCUGGUAUUGGCAACGCUGCCGGGAAGAUCGAGAUGCUGCCCUCGGCCGUGCGCAUGUCACCAGCCGAAAGAAGUGCACUGUACGUUCCGCUCAUUGCUCACCGUUCCCGCCGGCGUGCCCAGACAAGUGGAGCGCAUGAACUUGGGAUUCAACACGAUAAACCGAAUCACCGACAGCUCUUUUGCCGGUAUGCGUAAACUGGAAUUCCUUUUGAUGCAUGGAAAUGACGUUCAUAACAUUCCUGGUGGGGUGUUCCGCGACCUGAUAUCCCUUCAGAUGAUGAAACUGAGCUAUAACAAGCUAAAAGUAAUUAGUCAACAUACCUUCCGGGGCCUCUGGAACUUAGCCCGGCUGCACUUGGACCACAAUCGUAUAGAGUUCAUCCAUCCAGAUGUCUUCCAAGGCCUCACCUCCCUUCGCCUGCUCCAGCUGGAGGGUAACCAGCUCAAGCAGCUACAUCCGGCCACCUUUGCAACUCUUUCUGUGCUGGGCCACUUCCCUGUGUCCACCCUCAAGCACCUGUACUUGUCAGAAAAUGGCCUGAUGACACUGCCGCAGAAGAUGCUAGCUGGCAUGCCUCACCUGGAGAGCCUGUUCCUGCAUGAGAACCCCUGGGUCUGUGACUGCAAGAUGAGCUGGUUCAACGAGUGGAGCACCAAUACACCAGGUGUGCUCAAAUGUAAGAAAGACAGAGCAUUUGCAGGAGGCCAGCUGUGCCCUUUGUGUUCUUCUCCUAAACACCUGAAGAAAAAAGACCUUCAGAAGCUAUACAGUCCCACCUGUAACAGUCCAGUCAUUAGUGUCCCUCACAGAACCUCUGCCCUUGACACAGAGAGUGAACUAUUGACCAUAAACAACUUCCGGCAACCUUUUGGGAACAUUACACUAGGCCUGUCAGAUGAGCAUGGAAACACAGUUGAUCUCAAGUGCCAAAUCAAUGAAAUUACAGAUUCAACCAGAAUUAACUGGGACCACAUUAAUCCACACCAGAUCUCUGCAAAUGUCACACUGGCAUUAGAUCUGGAAUGCCCAAUCGACAGAUCCAACUAUGAGAGGCUGUGGCGACUCAUUGCAUAUUACAGUGAUGUUCCUGCCCACCUGCAAAGGGAGCUCAUGCUAAGCCAAGAGGCUCACAUUAGCUACAGGUAUCGACAGGAUGCAGAAAAAGAUGCACUUUACUACACUGGCGUGAAAGCCAGUGUUGUGGCAGAGCCUUCAUGGGUAAUGCAGUCAUCACUGGACAUUCAGCUAAACAGACCCAAAUCCACAAGUAAAAAGGUUAGACUCAUUCUAAGCAGCUACGUGAACCAAGUGAUAGAGGCAGACGACGCAAGAAAGCAGAGGAGAAGGUGGGUUAUGAUCGAGUCCAGAAAUGAUACAAGAUUAUCGCAGGUUGGAGUGGUGGGCGGUGGCAUUCGGAUGAACUGCAGUGUGCGCAGCUCUGGGAACGUAUCAGUCAAAUGGAUGCUCCCUGAUGGCUCUAAACUUGAAGCGCCAUACCGAAGCAGUGAUAACAGAAUCACAGCAUCUCCCAAUGGUUUGCUGGUAGUGACAGCUGUGGAUCACUCAGAUUCAGGAGCGUAUUACUGUAUAGCACAAGUCGCCGAUGAUGUCAGUGUUCUGCCCUUUCAUCUGACAGUGGAGGAGUCCUCGACUGCGCCACCUGUAGGUGAAGAGGUAGCUGAACCUGUGGUAGGAGUUGCUGGUGGAUCUGUCUAUCUUCCCUGUGACGCCUCAGGUUCUCCUGAUCCAGAUAUAAAUUGGAUAAUUCCUAAUAGCAGCAUUAUAAACAUGAGGACAAACCUAUCCAAGAUGCAAGUGGCCUCAAAUGGAACUUUAAUCAUCUAUCACAGCCAGCUAUCAGAUAAUGGUUAUUAUAAAUGUGUGGCAGGGAAUCAACAUGGUGCAGACUCACUGGCCACAAAGGUGACCCUGACAAGGCCCUCUGGUGCACUACCUUUAAGGAAAUAUUCCAGCAGACCUCAGCCUGCAGAAGGAGUCUCUACAAAAAUAAAAGCCCCCAUGGACAAUGAUGUAGAGACAUCUGGAAAUGGAGAAGCUGAAGUAAAACCUCCUCUUGACAAAAUAGAUGCCCCUAAUAGAAGGAAAAUACCAAACCUUGGUGUACGGGGUGGACAACCUUUCAGAAAACAGUGGAGACUAGAUCCAAGAAGGAGAAUCAAUGUGUCAAACAGUCAGAUAGAUCCAGAGCGCUGGGCUAACAUUCUUGCAAAGCAAAAACCAGCCAGGAGAGGGCUGCCUAAGAUUACAAGCACUGAGAUUAGCACUGUAACAGUACAAGCAGAGUCAGAUGCCCAGCUACCCUGUGAGGCUAGAGGUCUGCCCAAGCCCUUUCUUUCCUGGACUAAAGUUACCACAGGAGCCAGCAUUGCUCAGAACACCAGAAUCCAGCGGUUCAAGGUCCACCCUAACGGCACCCUCACAAUCAGCCAUGUCCUCCCUGUGGACCAGGGCCAGUACCUCUGCAGUGUCCGAAACCAGUAUGGAGAAGACAAGAUGGUCGUCACUUUGAUAGUCUUAGCAGAACAUCCCAAGGUGUUGCAGCCACGCUAUCAAGAUGCAAUUGUGAACCUCGGAGAAACUGUUGAGCUGGAGUGUCAAUCCCAAGGGCACCCUCAUCCUCGCACCACCUGGGUACUACCUGAUAGGACAGUUGUACAUGCAGAUGCUCCCACACCUGGCCGACGGUUCCUGAUCUUGGCCAAUGGCACACUUCGGAUUACGUCUGCUACUUAUACAGACCGAGGGGUAUAUAAAUGCAUUUCUAGCAACGCCGCUGGUGCAGAUGCUGCAUCAGUACACCUGAUGGUUGCUGCCCUGCCACCGGUGAUCCAACAGCUGAGGCGAGAGAAUAUCACCCUCUCCGAAGGCAGCAUUGCCUACUUGAACUGUAGUGCCACGGGUGCUCCUCCCCCUACAAUCAGCUGGACUACACCUUAUGGUACACAGCUCUGGCCUUCACAAUUUGUUAGUGGAACUAACACCUUUGUUUUCCCCAAUGGGACCCUGUAUAUUCGUCAUUUAGGUCAGGUGGAUGCAGGAAAAUAUGAAUGCACAGCAACCAAUACAGUUGGUAUUUCACUGAGAGCACUUAGUUUGACUGUGAUACAGAGUGUUGCAUCAGCCAGGGCCAGGAUUACCUCGUCAUCUGCGCAGAAGACAGAGGUCAUCUAUGGGGGAAGGCUGCAGCUUGAUUGUGUUGCCUCAGGAGAUCCAGAGCCCAGGGUCAUAUGGAGGACUCCAUCCAAGAAGCUUGUGGAUGCUCAUUACAGUUAUGACCCAAGGAUCAAAGUGUUUAUUAAUGGGACACUGUCCAUCCACUCUGUGACAGACAAAGACACAGGUGACUUUCUAUGUGUGGCACGUAACAAAAUUGGAGACGAUUAUGUACCACUCAAGGUGAGUAUCUUAACGAAGCCAGCCAAGAUUGAGCAGAGGACUCAGGCCAACCAGAAGGUGAUGUACGGGAGUGACCUGAAAGUUGACUGUGUGGCAUCAGGGUUGCCAAACCCAAAGAUCCAAUGGGCUCUGCCUGAUGGCACUAUGGUCAAUAGCGUCAGGAAAACUGACAGCAGCAGUAGCAGCCGCAGUCGCAGGUAUGUGGUCUUUGACAACGGCACCCUCUUCCUCAAUGAAGUGGGGAUGCGAGAGCAAGGUAACUACACUUGCUAUGCCGAGAACCAGAUCGGCAAGGAUGAGAUGAAAGUACAUGUCAAAGUCGUGUCUGAUGUGCCUGUGAUCAGAAACAAAACCUAUGAGGUUGUCAGGGUCAUGUACGGAGAGUCGGCCUCACUGAAGUGCAGUGUCAAAGGAGAGGUUAACCCACACAUACUGUGGAUCUCCCCAACCAACAGAGCAAUUACUUCAGCCUCAGACAAAUAUUUGAUCCAUAAUGAUGGCACUUUAUUUAUUCACAAUGUGCAGCGUUUUGAUGGUGGUAACUACACUUGUCUGGCAAGAAACAGUGCAGGGCAAGAUAAAAAAGUAUACAGGCUAGAAAUCCUGGUGUCACCACCUGCAAUCAAUGGGCUGAGAGGUUCCACAAACUCUUUAAAAGUAUCAGCAAUGAGAGAUCAAAGGAAACUGAUCCAUUGUGAGGCAACAGGCACUCCUGUUCCCCGUGUGAUAUGGGUUCUCCCUGAGAAUGUUGUUCUCCCAGCACCAUACUAUGGGGCUGGGAUGACAGUUCAUCGGAAUGGCACUCUUGAUAUUCAAUCUUUGAAGGUAACUGAUGCAGCCUUCUUGACCUGUAUUGCACAAAAUGAAGGAGGAGAGGCAAAGCUUAUCAUUCAGCUCGAUGUGUUGGACACAAUAGAGAAACCAAGACUCAGGAGCCCCAAAAUGGAAUCUCUUUCCCUAACUGUAGGCAGGACACUUACCCUUAACUGUUCUGUUGAGGGUUCCCCAGCCCCCCAAGUGACUUGGGUUCUUCCUGGUGGCACUGCACUAAUGAGCGGCUCUCGGUUUACCAAGUUCUUCCACAAGACUGAUGGGACUUUGGUUAUUAGUAAUCCUGCUCUGUCAGAGGCAGGAAAUUAUCGCUGCUUGGGACGCAAUGCUGGUGGUCAGGUUGAGAGGACAGUGGUUCUAUCACCAGGGCGGAAGCCAGAGAUCAACAACAGGUACAACUCACCUGUUAGCAUCAUCAGUGGCGAAAGCCUCCAGCUGCACUGUCUAUCUGCUAGUGACCCCGUCCACCUCACUUGGACCUUGCCAAGCGGGGUGGUUCUAAACCGACCACAGCGGGCAGGUCGUUAUACCGUUCUACAAAAUGGAACACUUUCCAUCCAGCAGGCUUCUGUAUAUGACCGAGGCUCUUAUACUUGCCGCACUGCUAACGAAUACGGGAGCUCCUUGCUAACAAUCUCUGUUAUUAUAAUAGCAUACCCACCACGGAUCACCAGUAGCCCAGCUGCUACCACAUAUGCCCGAAGAGGAGUGGCUGUGCAACUGAAUUGUGUAGUUGUCGGUAUCCCCAAGGCAGAGGUGGCGUGGGAGACUCCGGACAGGACACGGCUAAUCGUCAGCCCUCAGCCACGGCUGUUUGGAAACAAGUACUUGCACCCUCAGGGCUCCCUUAUCAUCCAGAAUCCCAUGCCGAAAGACACAGGCUUCUACAGAUGCACAGCCAGAAACGUGCUAGGAGUUGACUCCAGGGGGGCAUAUUUACAUGUGUACUGAGAAGUGUGUGCGUGUGUUCAUGUCAUUUCAUAACAUGCCCGGGGAACUGCGAUGCUAAGCCAUCAAGCUAAGCAGUAGCUUGAUUUCUAAAGCAUCUGUCAAUGUGAACAUGGCUUUCUUUAGUUCUACGACAGCUCUUAUUAUGUGUCAGGAAAUCUCAGCAUUACUUUGACAGAACUAUUAUGUCAAUUACUGCAUACAUUCCAAGCGUUUACGAAGUGCUACUUAACCUUAGUAUUAAAGCCUGAUUCAUGUAAAUAAUGCAGCCUUUUGAUAUUUCAA
Molecule: messenger RNA, 5517 nt
Organism: Electrophorus electricus (electric eel)
Lineage: Eukaryota; Metazoa; Chordata; Actinopteri; Gymnotiformes; Gymnotidae
Source: RefSeq, a predicted model, not a curated record